Spinacia oleracea (spinach) is the source of this 1059-nucleotide messenger RNA. RefSeq names its product 2-Cys peroxiredoxin BAS1, chloroplastic. Gene Ontology annotation, biological process: cellular response to stress; hydrogen peroxide catabolic process; response to oxidative stress. The record is from RefSeq and is a predicted model, not a curated record. The transcript has 7 exons. Gene Ontology annotation, molecular function: thioredoxin peroxidase activity. NCBI's taxonomy places the organism in Eukaryota, Viridiplantae, Streptophyta, Magnoliopsida, Caryophyllales, Amaranthaceae. Bases 92 to 904 code for a protein of 270 amino acids.
CUCGCACAGUCUACUUAUCCACUCUCACCAACCUUCUCCUCAAAAACUCGCUCGAUUUCCAGAACCAGUAACAACAAGAGAGAGAGAGAAAAUGGCGUGUGCAGCUUCAUCCUCCGCAAUUCUCUCUCCAAACCCUAGGGUUUUCGCCGCUAAAUCUCAUGCUCCCAUGGCAGCAGCUUCCGUUUCUUCUCUCCCCAAACCCUUCUCUCAAACCCUAACUCUUUCUUCCAACUUCAAUGGCGUCCGCAAAUCCUUUCAAUCUCCUCGCCGCGCUCAAUCCUCCAGGAGCAGCUUCGUCGUUCGCGCUUCUGCUGAGCUUCCCUUAGUUGGAAAUGUUGCACCAGACUUUGAGGCAGAGGCUGUUUUCGACCAAGAGUUCAUUAAUGUAAAACUUUCCGAUUACAGGGGAAAGAAAUAUGUAAUUUUGUUUUUUUACCCGUUGGAUUUCACAUUUGUUUGCCCUACUGAGAUCACUGCUUUCAGUGACCGCCACGGGGAGUUUGAGAAGUUGAACACUGAAAUACUAGGUGUUUCCGUCGACAGUGUUUUCUCUCAUCUCGCAUGGGUCCAAACAGAGAGGAAGUCUGGUGGUUUGGGUGAUCUGAAUUAUCCCUUAGUCUCUGACGUCACCAAGUCUAUCUCAAAGGCUUUCAAUGUUCUGAUCCCAGACCAGGGAAUUGCAUUGAGAGGACUGUUCAUCAUUGACAAGGAGGGAGUCAUUCAACAUUCGACGAUUAACAACCUUGGUAUUGGUCGUAGUGUUGACGAGACUCUAAGAACUCUUCAGGCAUUGCAAUUUGUGCAGGAGAACCCCGAUGAAGUGUGCCCUGCAGGGUGGAAGCCAGGGGAGAAAUCAAUGAAGCCAGACCCCAAGCUCAGCAAGGAGUACUUUGCUGCCAUAUAAGAAGUCCUGAUUUUUUGUUAUCUUUAUCUUGAUCUGUAAUCUUUUGCGAAUUUUGAGCUGACUCUAGGGAAUAAGUGUCAACAGCUUAUCUGUAUACUACGUAUUCCUUUAUAGCAGAUCCAAUUUAAUGGUAAAAAACUAUUUUGAUUGAGCUA